AUGGCUCCGCAGAACUCCAUCAUGCCUCGAGAGGCUUACAUCCCGAAAGCCACCCCUAUAGGCGGAGAUACUAUGUCGGUUAUCGUCUCGCUUGCCUCCGUCUCGGUCUUAUCAAUCUUUCUCUUCCAGAGAAUCACUGCAGUUAGAUCGUGGGCAAGGUUACCAUUUGUUGCCUGGCUCGUUCUGAUCAUCUACUUCGACUCAUACGGGUUCGUCUUUACAUCGGCAAUUCUCACACAAGUUUUUGGCCUGAAUACUAGCUUCAACAUCUGCCAUGGAGCAAUUAUUCUAUGCCUGGUUUGCUAUGUAACAACCAAGAUUCUCAUCUACGUCUUCCUCGUUGAGAAAGCGCACGUUAUCCGAAGCUCUACUACGCGAAGACGAAAUUCGGGACUCUACUUGUUCAACAUAAUCACUCUCCUGGUCGGCUAUGGUGUUGUUGUGGUAAUGAACUUUAUCUAUCGUAUUGCCAGAAUCGUCAACGGAGAGUGCUUCAUCGGAAUGGAAAAGAUCUCAAUGAUUCCUCUCAUCGCUUUCGAUGCUAUCGUCAACGUCUACUUGACUAUCCUCUUCCUCAUUCCCCUCAAGAACCUUUAUUCUUUCAAGAAUCUGCCAAAGACCGGUGCCAACACUCGCCUCCGUAACGUCGCCAUGCGUACUUUCGUCGGUGCUUGCUGCACCCUAACAAGCAGUAUUGUUAAUUUAACGGUGCUGAUGGUUCUCAACGGUGAGCCCGGAUGGGUGUGUCUCAUGUGCUGUAACAGCGAUGUGCUCUUCUCAGCUAUUGUCGUUCAAUGGGUCACCUCCCGUGACAAUGCUGGAUCUUCCAGUCAGGUCAACUCGGCCGCUUUGGACAACAGCUACAUUGGCAGACAAUCAUCGGCCGCUCACCAAAUGAGCAACAUCCGAGCCUCCAAGGCUCCCAACAACAGUCAUGACAUGGACGAUGAGACCAACCUCGUGUCACCAGGUGCCGUCGCCUUCUCAAGCGAUGCUGGCUCAGAAGUCACUAAGGUCAGCAGUGGUGUUGUCGUUACCACGACCAUCCACCGCCAGAUCAAGCCUACACCCGGCCGUGAAGGAAGUCUUCUCGAUGAUGAUAUCGAGACCAUUGGCGAUUCUGAGCGUGAUUUCCCACUACGCCCAGCGGUUUAUUCUCCAGGCAAAAUGGAUGCCUCUGAGCCGACACAGACCCAUAUUCAAGGUGGCAGAGUACAACACCACCAACGAACAAAAACACUUUCCUUUUCACGACCACUGAACUAA
Molecule: messenger RNA, 1266 nt
Organism: Fusarium poae
Lineage: Eukaryota; Fungi; Ascomycota; Sordariomycetes; Hypocreales; Nectriaceae
Exons: 9
Coding region: 1-1266 (421 amino acids)
Source: RefSeq, a predicted model, not a curated record